Papaver somniferum (opium poppy) is the source of this 993-nucleotide messenger RNA. RefSeq lists its product as uncharacterized. Bases 1 to 993 code for a protein of 330 amino acids. Lineage: Eukaryota; Viridiplantae; Streptophyta; Magnoliopsida; Ranunculales; Papaveraceae. The record is from RefSeq and is a predicted model, not a curated record. The transcript has 3 exons.
AUGCCAGAAUCACUUCUGAGGGAAGAUGAUGUCUCACACGAGAAUAUAAAGGCAUCGGUGGAAAAAUGUUUUGGAUUACCAAGUUUUGAAGGAGAUGGUUAUGUUGUUCAUCGCUUUUCGUUUCUUUUGGACAACAACGAUAUACUUCAAGAUGUUAAAAAGCAUCUAAGGUCCAUUAUUAAGUCUAUGAGUUGCACGGGUCUGCUGCGGUUUUCCAACAUUGUUACCGGAAGCUCAGUCUUAUAUGAGAAAACUCGUUUCAAGAUGAGAAAGAUUAUUCUGGAAUAUUUGAAGAAGAUACUACAGAAACCAAAGCAUAGAAACCGUAAAAGAUUUAUUGAAGAAUUACCUAAACUUCUUAAAAAUCCAUCUAACUUCCACGUAACUAAUCAUGUGCAAGAUGUAGACCCUGCUUACUUAUCUCAUCACAGUGCUGCAACGAAGAUACUGGAAGGCCUCAAAGAAAUGAGUUUUCAAUUAUUGUCUGCAAUAUCUAGGAGGCUUAAAGGUGAAGUGAAAGAACCUAAGUUUGAAGUGAGAAAUGUAUUCAAUAAAGAGCUUAGUAAAGUUAGAGAAGAAGAGGAACUUCCCAUAAGGUUGGAUAAAGCAAUGUUUGUUGCUGUUUUGGGACUUAGAAUGAAAGUGGAUAAUCCAAAAAUAUUUAUCCAUGAGUUUUGUGGUUCCAAUGCUUAUAAACCAAUUUAUGGGGAUCUUGUAAAGUGUAUUAGAAUUCUCAAUGGCACCAAACUCAAAGUCUUGGUUGAUAACAUUGUAGAUAAGUUGAGAACUAUAUUGGAUCUGAUAUCUAACUCUAAAGUGAAACGGCAACAAUUCCAAGAUGCCUUAAAGAGAUGGAUGAUUGAGCACCUGUUUGAGUACAGUGAGCUUGCGAAGACCCCAGAUUCAGUAGUGAAGACUGUUAAGAUCAUCAAACAAAUGCAUCAUGAACGAGCUAUAUGCAACAAAAACGAGCAAGCUAAGAAGGAGGUAUAG